Molecule: messenger RNA, 495 nt
Organism: Cooperia oncophora
Lineage: Eukaryota; Metazoa; Nematoda; Chromadorea; Rhabditida; Trichostrongylidae
Source: the annotation of a GenBank genome assembly
GUAGACGAAGAUGACGUAGGAGGAUUCUGGGAACUUGCUAAGGAAGGAUUCGGUCCUACUAUCAUACAUAUCUUCUACGGAUAUGAUGACGAUCCUGGUCAUCUGUAUCGAUUUGACGAAGAACGCGAAAAAAUAUUUGAAUAUCCUGACUUCGCUGCAGGUUUCGUCCUUCUCGCGAAUGAGACUUUAUUAAUGAAAGAAAUCACAUGUGCCGAUGUACCUUUGAUCAAGCCGCAGGAUAUAUUACGACAUUGUGGUAAAACAUUCGUGAUAUUGAAACGUUUUGUUGACCUAUUGGAUUCUGAUACCGAUUCCCGGAAGUUUUCCUGGCUGCUCAUUUCUGAUGACGACACAUUGAUUAGUAUUCCGCGCUUACUUCGUCUGCUUUCCUGCUAUGAUAACAACGAAAAGAUCAUAAUAGGUGAACGAUAUGGAUAUGGAUUCAGUAGUUUUGGCGCCACCGGAUACGAUUAUCCAACUGGCGGUGCUGGGUAA